GAAAAGCAAAGAUAAAUAGAGCAAGCAUUGUUGAUUUGCUGACAUUCUUGUUUCUCGAAGAAGACUCUCAACUGAUUCAUCAAAGAUGCUUCGUUUCUUUGUCAUUCUCCUGGCGGCGGUCUGCGCCCACGCCGGCGUUAGCGACCCCAACUUUGCAGAUGGCCGUAAGGUCAUCGUUCACCUUUUCGAGUGGAAGUGGGCCGACAUCGGCAAAGAAUGUCAGGAUUUCCUUGGCCCCUAUGGCUACGCAGGCGUGCAGGUUUCCCCUCCCUCUAAACACAUAACAGCAGAUGGCUAUCCUUGGUGGCAACGCUACCAGCCCGUGAGCUACAGUCUUGAUGGGAGUCGGAGCGGUUCGGAGUCCGAGUUCAAAGAUAUGGUGGAUAAAUGUAACAACGUUGGGGUUCGAAUCUACGUUGACGCCGUCAUUAACCACAUGGCCGCUGAUGAUAGUUACACAUUCCCAGACGUGCCUUACUAUCCUGGAAACUUCAACGUACCGAAUGGAAGAUGUUCUUCGAACAGCGGAGGGAUCGAUGACUACUCUAACCCGGAUGAAGUCCGCUACUGUAACCUGGUAGGACUCGACGACAUUGAUUUCAGUUCCGGUCUCUCUAGUACUAAACUGGUCCAGGACUACCUCAACAAGCUCCUGGGUUAUGGCGUGGCUGGGUUCAGGAUUGACGCGGCCAAGCACAUGGAUCCAACAGAAAUUGAAAACAUAGCCAAUGGUUUGCAGAAUGUCUUCGGUGGUCGUCCCUACAUCUAUCAGGAAGUCAUAGACCAGGGUGGUGAACCGAUAAAGGCAGCACAUUACACACACCUCGGCGAUGUCACCGAGUUCCGUUACUGCACGGAAAUCGCGAGAGUGGGUCGAGGAGAAGUUGACCUCGGAUAUCUGUACAAUUUCGGAGAGAGCUGGGGCAUGCUUCCAUCAUCCCAAGCUGUGGUCUUCGUUGAUAACCAUGACAACCAGAGAGGUCAUGGCGGUGCCGGUAGUGUCGUGACCUACACGGAAUCAGCCGCUUACAAGAAGGCAACCGCAUUUGCUCUUGCCUGGGACUAUGGUACUACAAGGAUCAUGAGCUCCUACAAGUUCAGUAACACCGACCAAGGGCCUCCCGGCAGUAACGGUGUCACGUCGUCUCCGGAAUUCAACUCCGACUCCUCUUGCAAGGGUGACUGGGUCUGCGAACAUCGAUGGAGACAGAUCCGAAAUAUGGUUUGUUUCCGCAACGCCGCCGGCACCGCUCCCGUCGACAACUGGACCACGAGACUCAGCAAUCUCAUCUCUUUCUCCCGUGGCAGUAAGGCUUUCUUCGCGAUCAGCAACGAAAUGUCGGACAAUUGCCCCUGGCUUCAGACUGGCCUUUCCGGUGGUACCUACUGCGAUCUGAUCAGCGGUGACCCAACCGACAGUGGUUGUACUGGAAAGGAGAUCGAGGUCGAAAGCGAUGGCGCUGCUCAGAUCUGCCUCGAAGCUGGUGAAGACUCCAUGGUAGCUCUCACCUACAAGGCCAAAUCUGGGAGCGGUGCUGGUUGUAAGUGGUAGACUGGCCAAGGGGUGUUUCACAAAGAUCCUAAGUUGAACUAAACUCUAAGUUGGAUUUGAA
Molecule: messenger RNA, 1613 nt
Organism: Strongylocentrotus purpuratus (purple sea urchin)
Lineage: Eukaryota; Metazoa; Echinodermata; Echinoidea; Camarodonta; Strongylocentrotidae
Product: alpha-amylase 2-like
Exons: 5
Coding region: 86-1552 (488 amino acids)
Biological process (GO): carbohydrate metabolic process
Molecular function (GO): alpha-amylase activity; cation binding
Source: RefSeq, a predicted model, not a curated record